Molecule: messenger RNA, 528 nt
Organism: Epinephelus moara (kelp grouper)
Lineage: Eukaryota; Metazoa; Chordata; Actinopteri; Perciformes; Serranidae
Product: chitinase-like protein 4
Exons: 6
Coding region: 1-528 (175 amino acids)
Biological process (GO): chitin catabolic process; carbohydrate metabolic process
Cellular component (GO): extracellular region
Molecular function (GO): chitinase activity; chitin binding
Source: RefSeq, a predicted model, not a curated record
AUGUGCAAGCUCACUCUAACUGCAGGUCUCUGUCUGAUCAUCGCCAGCUUGGCCUCUUCCUCCAGGCUGGUGUGUUACUAUAACAGCUUGGCUGAAGACAGAGCGGAGUACGGGAAGUUCACAGUUUCAGACAUUGAUCCCGACAAGUGCACCCAUCUGAUCUACGCCUUUUCUGACAUCAAUAACCAACAUGAGCUGGUCCCCAGCAGAGCAGCUGACAUACAACAGUAUCAGGCUUUCAGUGGACUCAAAACUAGAAAUCCACUGCUCAAAACCCUGUUGGCGGUUGGUGGCCUGACCUUUAACACACAAAAAUUCAGCACAAUGGUGGCAACACAACAAAACAGAACAGAGUUCAUCCAGUCUGCUAUCACAUUGCUGAGAGCUCAUAGGUUUGAUGGGCUAAAUCUUGACUGGAGAAACCCUGGAGGAGCUGGAAGCCAACCACAGGACAAGCAAAGAUUCACACUGCUCUGCAAGGAGCUCAAAGAGGCCUUUAUGGCCGAGGGAACAGCAGAUAACCGAUAG